Henningerozyma blattae CBS 6284 is the source of this 1092-nucleotide messenger RNA. It is a transcript of the gene AAR2, whose product is annotated as U5 snRNP complex subunit AAR2. NCBI's taxonomy places the organism in Eukaryota, Fungi, Ascomycota, Saccharomycetes, Saccharomycetales, Saccharomycetaceae. The transcript has a single exon. The record is from RefSeq and is a predicted model, not a curated record. Bases 1 to 1092 code for a protein of 363 amino acids.
AUGAAUCAUACUAAUAGUAGUUACAAUUAUUGGACUAUACCCAUCAUUAAUAUUCAAAAGAAUACAACCAUUUGUUUUAAUAAUAAUGCAUUUGACAUUAAAUCCAAUGCAACAGAAUGUUAUGGGGUUAAAAAUAUUCCAAAUAAAAUCAAUUUGUUAUAUUUCCAAGAUAAUAAAGAUACAGAGUCUAUAAGAUAUGGUUAUUGGAUCAAUAAUAGAUUACUUCUUCAAAACCAAAUUUAUUUUAUAUAUGACCGAGCAUCAGGAAUGUAUAUACCAAAAAGAGAAAGCCGCCAAGAUUUGUAUGCGAACAAGAUCCAAGAAUAUUUCAUGUAUAUGGUAAAUGAUGCUUCUAAUAAAAUCGACCAACUUGAAUGGAAGUAUCUUUGUAAUGCUAUUAAAACAAAUAAAGAUCAUGGAAAUGGUUCUGAAGGUUAUAUAUAUGUGGACCAAAGUAUGUGUACUUUAAAGGAAACGUCACAAUUGAAUAAAAUUAUUUCUGCAAGAGGCAGUGAACUGGAUAGGAACGAACAGCACUAUUUAGAUUAUAUUGAUAUUCAGUUCAAAAGUGCUAUGGCAAUUAGAAAGGGGUAUGAGAUGAUUGAUUAUUAUGAUACCAGUAAUUAUUUACAACAGGUAAUCGAACAACAUUCCAUACAAGAAAUCAUUAAUCAAAUGAAAAUUGCAUAUGCGAAUAUGAAUUAUAUUGGAAAUUUUGGAAGUGCAGAACAUUGGCAAUUACUUAUCAAACUGAUUUGCCAAAGUGAAACUUUUUUCAAAGACGAGAAGAAUAUAUCUAUCAAGAUCCAAAUAGACGAAUUAAUAUCACAUCAACUUGAAAGUUUGUCCGAAGAAUGUGUGGCCAGUUUCAUCGAAGAAAGAUUAUGGAGAGAAGUAUUUGGAGAUAAUACAAAGUCUUUCCCAAAAAUAUUGAAUAGUCUUUAUCAUCGACAAAUAUUUGUUCAGGAUGACAGCAAUUUGAACGACGGCAAUUUGAGUGACGGCAAUUUUAGUGACAGUGAAUUUAACGACAGCAAUUCUGACAGCGACGCGCCAGCAAUUGCAGGGCACGUGACAUACCGCUUCUGGUAG